CAUCCUGUGGCCGGUUGGGCCUGAAUACACCCUGAUACUUUGCCAGUGUCAAACUAUACCACAUUUGAAGGGCUGUUGCAGUCUCAUAUUUACGGUAAUACCUUAUGAGUUGAACGGAAGUGCGAUUACAUACGAAUAUCCCACUUCCAACAUUGCUGCUGUUUGUCAACAACAUUGUUUGCGCGACUCGUUCUCUUCUUACACAUACCAAAUUGGGCCAUUUGCCAUAGUGUUGGAACUAUAAAUAAACGGAUUGUUUCUUACACAUUGGCUAGUUAGAGAAUUGUAUUCUAUUUACUUAAUCACAGAGAAUCCUGGGUUGGACAAGAUGGCCAGCUGCAAUUUUCAGGCACAGUUGGUAUCCAUUCUUGAGGUAUUGGCUAAAGCAGCUGUAGCAGAAAUAAGCAAUCGUGUAGAUGAUAGCUGUGCUGUUAUACGUUUGGAAAUGACCCAAAGCCAGCGUGAUAUUGAUGUACUGAAAAAGAAGUGUCAAAUGAUGGAGAGCGAGCUGAAGAAGACACGAGGACGAGUCAGGAGAAAAGGUAGUACUUCACGGUUUUUACCCCAUGUUAUCAGAGAGAUCUUCAUAUCCAGUUAAGAUUGUUUUGAACAAGCAGAGGAGUAACUCACAGUGGGGAGAAGACAAUAUGGCAGUUGAAGAGGACUCUCAUCUCCAUCCUACAGAUGUGGAGCAGAGAGUGGAGACUGAACCCAUACUGAUCAAAGAUGAGGAGACAGCAGAGGACGUGUGGAAGACUGACCCUCAGGAAGAGCUCAGGAUCACUGGAGAGGAGCCUGGUUCCAAGCCUGGGAAAUCACCAUCCUUUGAGCAACGGCACUGUGAUGAGGACUUCAUCACACAACCCAAUAUAUCUCCCAGAGACUCCGUGGAACAUUACCCCAAUUCUGAUCGUCCAGAGGAACCAGGAACACCCCGGCUCUCAUCUACAAAGGUGUUCAGCACAGAGCAGCACCGGCCAGACGAGGACUCACUAAACCUAGUGAUGGUGAAGGAUGAGAAAGAGGAGGAGCUGAAUCAGACCACAACCCUGGCAGGACCUGACCAGUUUGUCAUGGAUGACAAUGAUGGGCAGCUGUGGACCUCUGUGGGUCCAGGCAGAAACACUGACCCUGAUGGCCACCCAGAUUUCUCCUUUCAUUCCACAGAAGAGUACUCUCAGAAUAUCUCAAUUUUCCCAUCUCAUAGUGGGCUGCCAUCCAUUCCUACGAUGACCAAUGAAGUGGGGCCACCGCUUCACUCUUCUAUAUGGAAACCACAUGCUAAUAUGUUCAGUGCAGGAAAACACAUUAAAAGACAUAUCAGGACAUCGGCUGAUGAGAAUAGACAACAGAUGCCAGAGGGACAGAGCAGCGAGACGCUGAACUCAAAUAAUGUAGGUAAUAGUUUAGCUCUACAGUCAAGGCAGCAUCAAUACAGGGCUUCAGAAGCAACAGUGAGAUUGAGUGAGUGCAUGACAGGGUCAAACAUGGCCACCACCUCCACCUUCUCAGAAUACAGCCUGAGUCGCAGUAGUUUUAACAUGGUGAAGAGAAUGAGGACUCAGUGGAGAUCUGGCGGCACCACCGAGAGGCGUUUCAGCUGCACCUUCUGUGGGAAGAGCUUCCAGCGUCUCUGCCAGCUCAAAGUACACCUCCGAAGUCACACCGGAGAGAAACCGUACACCUGCGAUCAGUGUGGCAGGAGUUUUACCCAACAGUGCAACCUGAUCAGACAUGCUAUGGUCCACAGCGGGGAGAAGCCCUACGAGUGCACACAGUGUGGGAAGUGCUUCACCCGACGCUCCAAAAUGACAUCACAUCAGAGAACUCACAUAGGAGAGAGUCCAGUGUCUCAAUACGUGAUACCUGCAUACCCUGGGGAUCCACACACAAGUUUAAUGUAGUCUCAGAACAAAUAGGAACAUAAUUUCAGUUUUUCUGUAACUCUUUCUACAUGGAAAUGUGGUGCAGAAGGUAUUUUGACAAGCUUUUCCUCCAAAUUGAUUUGUGCUUUUCUUGUUUGAUUGUUGAAGGCUUGAUUUUUAGAAUGAAUCCGUCUUUUAGAUCAAUAAUACUAAUACAUGAGGCCUAUAUGUAGAGCUUUUCAAUGACCCAAAAUUGCUUUACAAUUGUUGAAAAAAAUGAUCACAAGACUGCACCAGACUAACAGCAGGAGAAGCAAAGAGAAUGGGGAGGGGCUUAAAGUAAGGACAAGAGUGUGUGUAGGUGCUUUUUUUUAAAUUAGAUUUUCUCAACUCCUGCGUCUUUUCAUCCUAGUCCUCUCUCGCCUCCUUUGGAAAAAAGGUAAAAAUAAUGGAGGAGAGGGGGUGAGGAGAGCGAUGUGGACGAAAAUGUGCUUUUAUGGAAUGAGAUGGGCCUUAUCCAUCAGGCAAAGGACGUUUACCGGGGUGGAUCCCAAAAUAAAUGUGUAAAUCGAUGAAAAAAAUGUAAAUUAGUUUUGCAAUACAUUUUAUACAUAAAAGGUUAAGUAGCAUAUUGUUUUUAAAUGUGUGCAUGCUUUUCUCCGACGACAAUUCAACAGCUGAUUCAAAGGGUGUGUGGAAGAAAUGUUAAAACUCUUCUGUGCUUGGAUACAGUUGUGCUUCCUCGUCAAAAGGGGGGCUAUCAAGAAGGGGGAGACGUCUUAGUUUGCCUAAUAACGAAUAGAGUACCACAGUAUGAGUCAUGAUACCCAUAAAACCUAGCGGUCAAACUAA
Messenger RNA from Oncorhynchus gorbuscha (pink salmon), 2717 nucleotides. Its product is annotated as zinc finger protein 263-like. The coding region runs from base 567 to 1904 and encodes 445 amino acids. NCBI's taxonomy places the organism in Eukaryota, Metazoa, Chordata, Actinopteri, Salmoniformes, Salmonidae. The transcript is spliced from 4 exons. Gene Ontology annotation, biological process: regulation of transcription by RNA polymerase II. The record is from RefSeq and is a predicted model, not a curated record. Gene Ontology annotation, molecular function: DNA-binding transcription factor activity, RNA polymerase II-specific; RNA polymerase II cis-regulatory region sequence-specific DNA binding.